Molecule: messenger RNA, 954 nt
Organism: Rotaria socialis
Lineage: Eukaryota; Metazoa; Rotifera; Eurotatoria; Philodinida; Philodinidae
Source: the annotation of a GenBank genome assembly
AUGAGUCGCUAUAAACCAGUUAACAGUUCAAUUAAAACUCAUCAGUCAACUGCCAGUCUACCAAAAGAAGAAGUUAAUGUUGUUCUACUUGGAAAACAAAGUGUUGGCAAAUCAGCGUUAGUUGUUAAAUAUUUAACAAAACGCUUCAUUUGUGAAUACGAUCCAUUUCUUGAAGACACCUAUUGGAAACCGGAUGUUGUUGAUCAACAAGAAGUAUUGGUCAAGAUCAUGGAUACCUAUGGAAAAGAUCAUAAACGUUUGCCAUAUUAUUUAAAAUGGGCUGAUGCAGUACUAAUAACAUAUAGUAUCACACAACAAGAUAGCUUUGAAAUGGCAUUGGCUUAUCUAGAUGCAAUAACAAGUUAUUCGAAAAGUUUAACUGUAUCAACAAAUGAACUUGUUCUUAUGUUGCUUGGAAAUAAACUUGAUUUAGAACGAGUAAGAGUGAUUCCAAAAUGUGAUGGUGAAGCAAUAGCAGCCAAAUACAGUUGUGCUUUUUGUGAAACAACAGCAGCUGAUGAUUAUGAUUAUGUUCAACAGCUAUUUCAUCGCACUGUUCGUGAAGUACGAAAAGAACGUGAACGUGUUGUUGCUUCGAAUUCUAUUGACGAAGAACCACCAACAACAAUACCGAUAAAUUCGAUUGCAACUUUUCCUUCGCCAUCAUCCUCGUCGUCGUCGAGUUCAUCGAUUCAUUUUACAAUCGCGAACGACACAGAAAGAUCUGUAUUAUCGGCAAUCAGUAUUCCUGCACCACCUCCGAUGCCAACAAGUUUUAUACAAAAAACAACAAAACUAAUUAAACCGGAUUCACAAACAUCAAUGAAUUCGUUACUUUCGCCUGCAACUAAAGCAGGUUCACCAACGACAGCAAAUACUGUUCCUUCAGCAGCAACAUCAACUACGAAACGUUCAUCAUCAAAAACGUCUGUAUUUUCGAAAAUAUUUAAAUAA